GUCUAUGCCUCUCCUUGGGGCAAUGGUGGUCUCCAGUGAUGAUUUUCCCUACAUGUUUACCAUCCAGUCCACUGCAGGGGAUUCCUACAAACUCAGAGCGCUGGACGCCCAGGAGCAAGAGUUAUGGAUGACUCAGCUACAGCUGUGUUCCCGACGCCACUCUGACAGUAGCGUCAAGGUGAUGAACCAGGCUGAAGGACAACAGAAGAACCUAGUCAACUCUAUUGAAUCCCUACCUGCCCGAGGUGGACCCCUCUCUACUCUGGAUGAGGAUCUACUCCUUUUAAAGGCCACUUCUGCAGCCACUUUGAGCUGCCUGGGUGAGUGCCUCAGCUUGCUGCAGCACAAUGUUGUUCAGGCCCUCAACCAGAACCAGAACCAGAACCACAUCCCUCAUCCCAGCAUCAGCCACGGUUCAGCUGGUUUGAAUCAGGCACCUCCCACAGACAGAGUUAGGUCGUGGAGUCAGCGCUGCAGCUCCAGUGUGAACCAGGUGGAGCCUGGUGGCCUUAGGUCCAGCAGCCGAAGCCCAACACCCAGCCUUGGUGAGAGCCAGAGUCCCAGUCACAGCAGCUACCAUGGAAGACGAGGAAGUGGCCAAAACCACGUCCAGAGCCAAGUCAAGGACCCAAGUCAAGGCCGUAUACAUGCAGAUUGUUCCACUGGAGGCUCUAGAUCUGCUUCUGAGAAUCAGGUGAAAAAUGGCGCACAAGCAUCUCUCUACUCCACUCCCUGGCUUUCCUCCACUCAAAAACACAAGGAGCUGGACCUCCCUUCUGAGGGUCUGGCCCCUCAUCUCUCUGUCUGUCUCUCUCUUUGGAUGGUGGACAUGAAAUCCAGCAGGACUCCCAACAAGUCAGCAGUGGUUGAAUGCCAUCCCAACAAUGGACAGCAGCAGGGCCACACCAGCAGCCCAGAUACCUUAGAUCCCAACGAUGAGACCACAGACACAGAGGACAAUGAGGAGGAGGACCUGGGAGUUCUGGACGACCAGAGAAGCAUCAUCAUUCACCUCCUGUCCCAGCUCAAACUUGGCAUGGACCUGACACGGGUGGUGCUCCCUACAUUCAUCCUAGAGAAGCGCUCCUUACUAGAAAUGUACGCCAACUUCAUGGCUCACCCCGACAUGUUCCUCUCCAUCACCUCCGGCUGCACGCCAGAGGAGCGUAUCAUUCGCUUCGUGGAGUACUACCUGACUGCCUUUCAUGAGGGCCGAAAGGGCGCUGUGGCCAAGAAGCCCUAUAAUCCCAUCCUGGGUGAGAACUUUCACUGUUCCUGGUAUGUUCCCCGGGACCGCGUUCAACCUCUCAGGACUACCAACUGCACUGGUUCCAACUCAGCACCCACAGCCACUUCUAACAUUCCCGGGCCCCCACAGAGGGGGGUGGAUGGCAGCAGCAGAAGAAGCUCGGACUGCUACUGUGUUCGCUUUGUGGCUGAGCAGGUGUCCCACCACCCACCUGUGUCAGGCUUCUACUGUGAGUGCAAGGAGAAGAGAAUGUGCGUCAACACUCACGUCUGGACCAAGAGCAAGUUCAUGGGCAUGUCUGUUGGAGUCUCCAUGGUCGGGAAAGGUGUGCUGUAUUUGUUGGAGCAUGAUGAGGAGUAUGUGUUCACACUGCCCUGUGCCUAUGCCCGCUCCAUCCUGACUGUGCCAUGGGUGGAACUUGGAGGAAAGGUCACUAUCAACUGUGCCAAAAGUGGGUACUCUGCCACUGUCACUUUCCACACCAAACCGUUCUAUGGAGGAGAGUUACACAGAGUAACAGCAGAGGUGAAACACAACCAGACAGGAAAAACUCUGUGUAAGGCCCAGGGAGAGUGGAAUGGGACACUGGAGUUCACCUACAACAACGGGGCAAAUAAGGUUAUUGAUACCUCCAAGCUGCCAGUCACCAAGAAGAAGAUCCGGCCCCUGGAGAAGCAGGGCCAGUAUGAGUCACGGCGUCUUUGGCAGCAUGUCACAGCAUCACUGAAGGCAGGAAACAUGGACGCAGCCACAGAACACAAACACUGCCUGGAGGAGACGCAGCGCAGAGAGGGCAAACAGAGAGCUAGCGCCAAAGUCCCCUGGAAACCCAAGUAUUUCGUUAAAGAGGGUGAAGGCUGGGUGUACUACAACCCUCUGUGGAAAGCUCACUGACCAGGAGCCUCAGAAGCAGCUGUCCACUCCCAGACAGCACGUGGGACGACCGGGGCCAGGGGCUGGCCGACUCAGACCUGACGAUAGCGAGAGAGAGAGAGAGACAGAGAAUAAGACAGAGACAGACAGAGAGAGAGGGAGAGAGAUGACGCUCUCUGUGUGCCAGAACUAGAGGUGCCAAAGACUUCCAGUGGAAACUAAACUGUCCUGUCCAAUCAGAAUCACCUCAGCAGUGAGGUGAGAUUGAUCUUACACAGGUACGGCCACUUAUGAGAUUACUGUAUCCAGAUGAGAGAAGUUCCUGGACACAAAGACAGAAUGGGACAGUUUUUUUUCUGACAAUAGAUCCAAACAAACUCUGGUAAACGCCUACUGCCUCACUUACUUUUUAGUUGUUUGCACAAUGUACUCAACAAGUGUUGGUCACAAUAGAUUUGCACAAUUCACUUUACAAUAUGCUGUAUAGAGAUGAGCCAGGACAUAAUGACCACACACCACUGAAGUCGCAGGUCAAGCUCUGUGAUGCUUUAGUAGCUGAGUGAGGAGCUGAUUUUCGUAGUCAACAUUUUAGAUGAGGGAGAACGUGCAGGUGUAAAGACCUGAGCCAGUUGGACGAGGACCAAAGGUCACAGCCAGACCACUGGGUCAGAGUGUCUCUGAAACAGCAGAGCUCAGAGGAAGCUCCCAUUCACAGGUGGUGAACACCUACUGACAGUUGUCUAAUUAGGAACAAACUGAGAACCCAGACAGGGUGUAGGAGGAUGUACUGGAGCGAGUCUGAUCUGCAUUGGCUCCACCUAGCAGGCUUCCAGGACUUUAAGGGUCUGCUGCGAUCUUAGUGGCAGAUACUGCAGGGCUCUUCCAGAGGUCUUGUAGAGUCCAUGUCUUGGUGGACUGGAGCUGUUUUGGCAGCAUGUGAAGGAUAAAAUAGCAUAUUAUACAGAGGAGGUCACAGUGUUCUGGCUCAUUAGUGUGGUGUGGUGGUCAAUGUGUGCGUGUUUAGGUGUAUGUUUGUAAGAAUGGAUAGAUAAACUAUGUAGCCAGUUUGAAAAACAACCCUGAAUGCACAUUUGAUGGAACCCAGAGAACCCAGACACACCACUGUCUAAAUUCCUUUACAGUGGGAUGUGGAGGGAUGAGGUCUGGAGCCCGUGGUUAUAGUUAAAGCUACUUAUAAAGUGAAGUAACUAAUAACUUAAACUAACUUAAACAUGUGACAUUGUUACCCUUACGAUUACCAUUGUUGUUAAUUGUAAGUGGGAAACUCUAUUUAUUUUAUUGUACUCACUGUAUUUAAUGGAUUUGGGAGAGCUGACUUAAAUCAAAUAAGGUUACGAUCAAUAUGUAAGACGAGUAAGCUAAUAUGAUGAUCCUGUCAGUUUCACUGCUAAAUGAAGAAGUAGUGUUAUUAAGUUAGAUUUGUUAGCAUGAGUGGUACCAGGCUUAGGCUCGUAGGUUUCCCUGUUAGUUCACCUGUUACUUCGAAUUCUGUCGUCAUUGGCAAAUGAUUAAAGGAAUUUAUUUCCAUUCGUAUUUAAAUAUUUUGGCCAGAGUUCCAUCUCUGUAUUUCAGGUUUGACAGUUUGUUAACCUGAGUUGUCCCACUGUGUUUCUCUGGUUAAUACAGUGGAGUCCAAAAGUCGGAGACUACCUUCCCAUUCAUGAAUGAAUGGACUCUUUUCAGAAGUUUUGUUUUUUUCUUUAACUUCCAACUUUUCCAUGUCCUGUUCCCCAAACAGCAGCAUCUUACCAUACAGGGCACAAAGCAAUGGCUGACGUAAAUGUACAUGCCUGUUGAGUGUUUGCCAUUUGUAACUGAUAAGCACCAUAGAGCAAUUUGUAGAUGUUUGUGUGAGACCAUCAGGAUCACUGAAGAACAGUGGUAUGAAAUAGUGUAGCUGCCCACUGGAUUACAGUAGUAUGGUUCUUGUGGAGGUACCAGACCAAAAUUGAUUAUUAGUAUACUUAAAGGUCACUGCUUUCUAUGGAUCUAAGUAUGUGAAGUAGCUGACUUAAUGCUAAACUAAACAGUCCUGAGGUAUAUUAUAAGUGGUAUUUGGAUCUUCAGCAUCUCAGCUCUAAAAGCAUUUUCUCUGUUCCUAAUCUGUGGUGAAAGAAAUUUUAUUAUGUAAAUGAUUUUUUUUUUUAAAUCCAUCAAUCAAGGUCACACUGUGUGAACAUCAUUUAUUUUAGUUCUGUUUGGAAGUAUUGUGGUGCCACAUCCAAACACUUUGUUCUCCGUCUCAAUCAUAUAGUCAACUAACCUAUGCAACACUUGACUGUAGACAGUAGUCCCUGAGGGGAGCUGGGCCUGGGA
Toxotes jaculatrix (banded archerfish) is the source of this 4459-nucleotide messenger RNA. Its product is annotated as oxysterol-binding protein-related protein 10-like. The transcript is spliced from 12 exons. NCBI's taxonomy places the organism in Eukaryota, Metazoa, Chordata, Actinopteri, Toxotidae. Gene Ontology annotation, cellular component: cytosol; intracellular membrane-bounded organelle; membrane. Gene Ontology annotation, molecular function: cholesterol binding. The record is from RefSeq and is a predicted model, not a curated record. Bases 5 to 2143 code for a protein of 712 amino acids.